Molecule: messenger RNA, 2884 nt
Organism: Anolis carolinensis (green anole)
Lineage: Eukaryota; Metazoa; Chordata; Lepidosauria; Squamata; Anolidae
Product: acetylcholinesterase-like
Exons: 3
Coding region: 401-2119 (572 amino acids)
Biological process (GO): acetylcholine catabolic process; choline metabolic process
Cellular component (GO): plasma membrane
Molecular function (GO): acetylcholinesterase activity
Source: RefSeq, a predicted model, not a curated record
GGUGCUCACCUCGCCAUGGGCUGGCCUCGAACUCAUGACCUCAUGGUCAGAGUGAUUUAUUGCAGCUGCUCAACAGUCUGCACCACAGCCCGGCCCCAAAUUUUUCCCAAAUUAGCAUAACCAUUUUAUUCAGUUUCAGUGAAUUCUGAGUUGUUUUUGCAAGGGGCAGUUCUGCUGUUACUGUAAAGAUUAACAAAAAUGUAUUUACUUCCUAAAAAUGAUCUGAAGCAAGAUCUAUCUGCACUGAAGGAUAUGGCAAGACACUUACUGGCUAUGAGAAAUAUUUAUGUGCAAUACAACAUGAAGGGGAAGAUAUUCAGAAGAGCGGAAACUGUCCACAGUCUUCGUUGAGCAAGACAAUUAAUCGGCAGGCCCUUUGUGGGCACAAGCAGUCGCUGCAAUGCUUGGUCUUGCCUUUUCCAUAUCAUGCUCUCUCUUCAUCCUGUUUUCACUGGCCUCCAAUGCUGCUUCCAAAGAUGACCUUGCGGUGGACACCAGCAGUGGCCCUGUCAAGGGUAAAACUCUCACCGUUGGCUCUGGCUCUGUGAGAGCUUAUCUUGGCAUCCCCUAUGCUGAGCCUCCCUUGGGGAAACUGCGAUUCCAGAAGCCUCUUCCACAUCAACCAUGGAAUCAAAUCUUUGAGGCCACCGACUUUGGCAAUGCCUGUCCUCAAUUACUUCUAACUCAAACACCUGAGGCAAAAUUGUGGAAUCCUAAUAGGCCCCUGUCAGAAGAUUGUCUCUUCCUCAACAUCUGGGUGCCCCAUCCACAGCCCUCUGUACCAAUUCCCAUUCUUGUCUGGAUACACGGAGGGGGCUUUGUUGCAGGUACAAGUUCUCUGGAUUUGUACAAUGGAGCUUCUUUAGCUGCAACUGAGAAUGUCAUUGUGGCCUCCAUGAAUUACCGCCUGGGGGCUCUGGGCUUUCUUUCCUUGCCACCAGCCAUCCCAGGAAACAUGGGUCUGUGGGACCAACACCUGGCCCUGACCUGGAUCAAGCAGAAUGCAGCUGCCUUUGGUGGAGAUCCAAGGCGGGUGACGAUUUUUGGUCAUAGUGCUGGAGCAGCCUUUGUUGGCUUCCAUCUCCUCUCAUCCAAAAGUGAGUCCCUUUUUGCCCAAGCUGUGCUUCAGAGUGGAGCCCCCAAUGCCAUCUGGGGUUGGGUGAGUCCUAAGAAGGCCAAGAAUAACUCCUUUGAGCUUAGCCAGCUGCUGGGAUGUGGAGAAGGCAAUGAAAAUGAAAUUGUGAGUUGCCUUCAGAAAAAAGAUGCAAUGGAAUUUCCUCAGUACGAAACAUCUCUGUUUCAGAAAAAUAAUUAUAUUUUGGAAUUCAUCUUUGCACCAACAACAGAUGGGGAAUUUUUGACUGAUGAUCCUCAGAGUCUUUUAAACUCUCAGCUUGUGCAGACCAAACCUAUUCUCACUGGUGUCACCUCAGAUGAAGCGGCUUCCAUGCUGGCUUUUAUUUUUCCUGGAAACAAUCACAGCCUAAUCACUCGGGAACAAUUUCUAGAAACAUUAAGAAAUACAGUACGAAAUGCAACUGAAGAAGAUAUUCAGGCUGUGGCCCUGAAGUACACUGAAGAAAGUCAUGGCCUGGCAAAGUACCGUUCAGCCUUGGUGCAAUCCUUGGGUGAUUAUUUCUUUGUAUGUCCUGCAGCCGAAAUUGCUGACCAGAUGAGAAAAGCUGGGAGUCCUGUGUAUGUUUAUCUUUUUACACAUCACACCUCUGGCACUGUCUGGCCUGAGUGGGCAAAGGCAACCCAUGGAGCUGAAGUCAUUUAUCUGUUUGGAAGCUUUAAGGCAGCAUUGGAGGCCAACAAAACACACACAGAGGCGGAUGCAGCGCUCAGCCAGAGAAUAAUGCGAUAUUGGGCAGAGUUCGCCAGAACUGGGAAUCCCACAGGAUCAGAGAAGAAAGAAGUGGAGUGGCUGCCUUAUAACCCUACACAGCAGAACUUCUUCCAUCUUAGCACUGAGCAAGCUCAGGUUAUGCCGGUAUCGCCUGCUCGACACUGUGGCCUUUUUGCUACAAAUCGAAGUGAGGCCAGCUCCAUCAUAUGUUGCAUAUCUCUGUGGGCCAUGAUGCUGAUGUUUCUAAUAAGAUUAAUUGUGUUGGAUUAGCUAAUAGCUAUCUUUAUAUUAUCAUAUGUGUUGUAAUGGGCUUGGUCCUCUCUUAUGUUCCUGAGUAAGAGAGGGGACCUCAAAAUUCUAUCAACUGCUACUACUUACUAAUCUACCCACUUAUUUAAGCUGCAUCUAUGCUGUAGAAUUAAUACAGUUUGACAUUGUUGUCCAAAUUAGGCUCCAUCCGCAAGGUGCCAGGUUUCAAUAUUUCUCAAUCAAAACACGCAGAGAUGAGGGCAAAAUCAAAGGUCAAUUUUAUUGCUUCAUUGAUCAAGGAAGGAUGUUAGGGAAGAGAGAGAAUCCUAAAUCUGACAUACCUUCUGUUAUUGGCUGUCAGUAUUGUGUGGUGGACUUUGUUCUAAUUGACACGAAGUUACAGUCUAUUUUCUUCUUGGUCUAAUCUGCCUUCAUUGUUGUCAUAUUUUACAACUGUGAUCGCUGCACUGUGUAUGGAAGGAACUUUAAUAAAGCUUUAUUGGAGAAAAUCUGUCUUUGUUGCUUUGCUGUUUUCAGUCUUCUUUUCCAAUGGCUGGAGGGCUUUCUGGGAGAGGAAAUGAAUAUUUGCUUAUGACAAUAGUGACAAUGGUCACUGGUGGGUUAUCUGGCUGGAAUGGCGCUUAGGUGGUGGGACUUCCUGUUUUUUCCUAAGUGGGAUAAUGGGGAUCUGGGUUGUGGUUGGCCUUUGAAUCCCUUAAAUGAUCAGCUGCCAGUUGACAUCCUUAUCCAUUGUGCUCUGCCCAAGUGUGUUCUGGGAGACUAACC